CUUCUUUCAUUUUUUUUGCAGACAGAAAAGAAAGAAGAAAAGAGAACAAUGAAGGUUGUUGCGGCGUUCCUCCUUGCGAAACUUGGCGGCAAUGAGAAUCCAUCAGUCGCUGAUGUGAAGAAGAUCUUGGAAUCUGUUGGUGCAGAGAUCGAGCAAGAGAAGAUAGAUCUGUUUUUCUCUCUGAUUAAAGAUCACGAUGUGACUGAGCUGAUCGCUGUUGGACGAGAGAAGAUGGCUGCUCUUUCUUCCGGUGGUCCUGCGGUUGCGGUUGCGGCCGGAGGAGGCGGUGGCGCUGCUCCCGUGGUUGAGCCUGCGGCGGCUGAAGCUAAGAAGGAGGAGGAGAAGGAGGAGUCCGAAGACGACGGUGCAAUGAUGAGUCUCUUCGACUGAUCAUAUGGUAGAAGAUUUCGAUCUUCGUAUUAUCUUCUCGUUUUUAAUUGUUAUAUCUUCUUUCUUAAUAACUUAGGGUUUCUGGAUUUGUGUCGGUAAUUCUAGAGAUUUUGCAAGUGUUAAAGACUUGAUUUUGGUGAGAAUAAUAUUUGUUCUCUAGAACAUUUAUGCGUUUUAUCGUGAAUGACA
This is a messenger RNA of Eutrema salsugineum, 579 nucleotides long. RefSeq names its product 60S acidic ribosomal protein P2-5. Gene Ontology annotation, biological process: cytoplasmic translational elongation. Gene Ontology annotation, molecular function: structural constituent of ribosome. The transcript has a single exon. The record is from RefSeq and is a predicted model, not a curated record. Gene Ontology annotation, cellular component: cytosolic large ribosomal subunit; ribosome. Bases 49 to 390 code for a protein of 113 amino acids. NCBI's taxonomy places the organism in Eukaryota, Viridiplantae, Streptophyta, Magnoliopsida, Brassicales, Brassicaceae.